Molecule: messenger RNA, 1098 nt
Organism: Papaver somniferum (opium poppy)
Lineage: Eukaryota; Viridiplantae; Streptophyta; Magnoliopsida; Ranunculales; Papaveraceae
Product: CTP synthase-like
Exons: 3
Coding region: 1-1098 (365 amino acids)
Biological process (GO): CTP biosynthetic process; pyrimidine nucleobase biosynthetic process
Molecular function (GO): CTP synthase activity; identical protein binding
Source: RefSeq, a predicted model, not a curated record
AUGACAUAUGAAGAAUGGAAUGAGCUGGUGUUUGCAGAAGCAAGAGUGCUUCUUGUUUCCUUCACUUCUAUGGAGUCCAUUCAGUAUAAGUUUGAGCUAAAGGGAUUGUUGGCUGUUAGCAGCGAAGGAAGGAGGAAACUGUUGUUUGACAGUGUACGAGAAUUGCGGGCAUUGGGAUUGACUCCUCAUUUGUUAGCAUGUCGCUCAGCUCAGGUCAUUGGUGCAAGGAAAAAAUUGAUAUAUUUUAGUUAUUUUCUAGCCUCUGUUGUUGCCACAAAAGUGAAAUUAUCACAGUUUUGUCAUGCGGUGGAUAAUAUUCUUAAUGUCCAUGAUGUCCCAAACAUCUGGCAUGUUCCUCUUUUGCUGCAGAACCAAAAUGGCCAUUUAGACAUUCUAAAACAACUGGAUUGCCUAAGCAAUGCGAUACCCCCCAACUUAGAGGAGUGGACUACAAGAGCAGAGACUUUUGACAAUCUAAAAAAUUCUGUCAGGAAAGCGCUAGUCGGGAAGUAUAUUGGCCUAACAGAUUCUUAUUUGUCUGUUGUGAAGGCCCUCUUGCACACCUGUAUUGCAUGUUCGAUAGGGCCAUCAAUUGACUGGAUUGCAGCUUCAGAUCUUGAAGAUGCUACGGCUAAUUCUGCACCGGAGUCUCAUGCUGCUGCAUGGGAGACUCUAAGGUCCUUGAUGCAUGGAGAGGGGAUUCUGUUUAUGCUGCUGCUGCCUUAUAAUUCUGAGUACAAACCUUCACCAGGGUGGAUUAUCAUGAGAAGAGUGAAGACUGGAUAUGAAAAUACAGAUAGACCUGUGGUUGCAGUAGUGAAGUUAAGAGUUAUCAAGUACAAGAUUGAUCAGAAGAGGUAUACUGCCUCAGAUCGUUACCGUAAUACCGUGUCUGGGAAAGAUGUUGUGAAGAUUCUAAUGGGUCGUAUGAGAGAUCAAGGAGGAGAAAUGCCACUACAUAUUGGAUGGUUGUGGAAGUUCCAAAGAAGCUCGUCUAAUCAUGGUUUCUUAGAUGUCAGACACACUCAUGAGCGUAUGGAUGAGAUCCAGAAGGUCCUAUUCCGUUUUAGUAGAAGAUUUGGCACCACACGAGCAUGA